Phycomyces blakesleeanus NRRL 1555(-) is the source of this 1146-nucleotide messenger RNA. RefSeq lists its product as hypothetical. Bases 1 to 1146 code for a protein of 381 amino acids. The transcript is spliced from 4 exons. The record is from RefSeq and is a predicted model, not a curated record. Lineage: Eukaryota; Fungi; Mucoromycota; Mucoromycetes; Mucorales; Phycomycetaceae.
AUGACUGACUGUAUCACUUCUCAUGGCCAGCACCCGCAGCCUACGUUCCACCAAGUCCUGUCUUCCACCACCAUUGACUACAUCCUUGUGUCCUCAGACCUUCACCCUCACACUACAGACCCACAAGUGAGCUAUAUUCAUCAGAAAUGGUCUGAUCAUUGUCUGGUUGCAGUCAGUCUGUCCCUCCCUUCAACCAAGUCUUCUGGUAAGGGACUUUGGCGUGCUAACCCUUGCCUAGCACAAUCACUUUCGUUUCAUACCAAUCUCAACACUCUUCUCUCCACCCUCGUUCCUGCCCUUCGUGCUGAUCUUUCUCCUCAAGCCCAAUGGGAUGCGAUUAAGCUCGAAGUCAUUCAUUUUGGUGGUCUUGGUAUCUUGGAUCCUGGUAUACAGCAAUGUGCUCUCCAACUUCGCUGGCUGAAGCCCCUUAUCCGUAAUCCUCUACUGCCUCACGGUCUUGUUCCCCAAUGUAUGCCCUCUCACCCUCCGUAUCGACCUGCUUGGCGUGAUUUGCAAGUCCACCAUCUAUACCAAAUCGAGUCCAACUUGGAUAUACUCACACCCAUCACUCCCUCUCAUCCUUUACCCCGUUCUGUCACACUUAACCGCAUCCUCAACAGAAUUCGCGAUCAUACAAUGGUCUUGCAUCCCAUUCUCUUUCGAGCAUGCAUUCCUUCUUUUGUACUGGCAUUCCAACAGCCAGAUCUUCCUAUUCGCAACGGGUCGUCCAUUGACCUCCAGCCACUUCUGUCAGCCCAACUUCAUGCACUUCUGUACUGCAUCAUGCCAUCCACCAUCUCUUCUCCUCUCUGCACUAUGUGCCAGGUGUCCAUCAAGAUGCAAGAACAUUUUCUUCUUGCUUGCCCAUUGAAAUCUGCUGUGUGGACAGGCAUUUGGUUGGAAUUCUUCAGCACCGUCCCUCUGCCCUCUGUCCUCUCAAACGCUUUCCAAUCCUUUGUCUUCCCCCCCACGCUUAACCCUGCGAUCCCUGCUUCCUCCGUCUUUGGCCUAACUAUCCUGGCUAUUUGGGAUCACCACUGGUCUUUCCACUUUAACUCUGUCCCUUUCCUUUCCUCUGUGGUGCUCCACACUGCGUGCAAGUCAAUUUCUUGUCUCUGCUCUGAACUAGAGCUGGACUCUCCAUAA